Molecule: messenger RNA, 641 nt
Organism: Phaedon cochleariae (mustard beetle)
Lineage: Eukaryota; Metazoa; Arthropoda; Insecta; Coleoptera; Chrysomelidae
Source: the annotation of a GenBank genome assembly
AUGCAGAAGAAGCUGUCAAGAAAAAUUCCCACUUCUAUAGAGAUGCUGUCAACAAGGAUGUUGUUAGAUUAUGUGAACUUAAUUUCUGGUUGGCCAGAAAUUAAAAAUAAUCACAAAUUACAUCAAAAAUGGGCGAAUAGGCCCGAUUUGGUGUGUCGAGUCUUCCACACCAAUUUGCUAGAAUUUAUAGACGACAUCACUGCCAAACAAUAUUUUGGAGUUCCACUCAACUACAUGUACACAGGGGAAUUCCAGAUGCGAGGUUUGCCGCAUGCUCACGAUCAUUUGACACUUGGACCCGAGCCAGCAUCAAUGCUGCUGUGUACACCGAAUUUCCAGAUGCAGAUGAGGAGCCCCGUUUGUAUGACAUCAUAUCACAUCACAUGAUCCAUAAACCUUGCGGCCAUCGAGAUCCCACUGCCUCGUGAAUGAUGGAUGGACAUUGCAAGAAAUUUUGCCCGAAAGUAUUGGCACGAUCUCACGAUUCGCCGUCUCAAGUGUCAGGAACUCAGCUAGUACUUCCUAUAUGUAUGAGGUCUACGGGGCCUUUCAUCCUGGUUGCGAGAUCUUAGGGGGUUAUGCUUAGCAGCAAGAGGGUGACCUAACUACUACACACCGUAGCUAGGUUGAAGCAAGGAAAG